Molecule: messenger RNA, 5079 nt
Organism: Striga hermonthica
Lineage: Eukaryota; Viridiplantae; Streptophyta; Magnoliopsida; Lamiales; Orobanchaceae
Source: the annotation of a GenBank genome assembly
AUGUCUACACUGCCGGCAGCUGAUGGCGCCGCCGUCGAAGUGGACGAGGAAAUUGAAGGAGAAGAAAUUGGCUCCAGAAAUUACCGCUUCUCAAAAAUCGGAGAGUCCGUUUCCAUUAAUUCUGAGUUCGAUACAAAUUCCCUACCAUCCCAGCCUCUAGCCGUCUCCGAACGGCUUCGCCUCCUAUUUGUAGCUUAUCCAAAGGGGUUUUAUGUUGCGAGGACCAAGGACGUGAUUGCCACCGCCGAGGAAUCUAAAGAGAAACAAAAGGGACAAUCUUUACAGGAGCUGAGCCUCGUUGAUGUCCCAAUUGAGAAAGUUUCGAUUUUGGCUCUAUCAGCUGAUGACUCAUUGCUUGCUGCAAGCGUGGACAGCUAUGUCCAUUUCUUUGCUGUUAGCGCUCUGCUCCAUAAGGAAAAGAAGCCUUCGUAUUCAGUGACGCUUGAUGAGUCCAGUUGCGUCAAGGAUUUUCGUUGGGCGAAAAAGGUUGCGAAAGCUUAUCUCAUCCUUUCAGCCAAUGGAAAGUUAUACCAUGGAACUGGUCAAGGUCCCCUUGGUUAUGUUAUGGAAGGUGUCGAUUCUGUCGACUGGAGUGUUAAAGGCAAUUUUGUUGCUGUUGCGAAAAAGAACGCCAUCAGUAUUUUGUCACCACAGUUUAAGGAAAAAGUAAUAUUUUCUCUACCAUUUCGGUCGGUGGUUGGUGAAUCUGAUGUGAACCAAGUUAUAAAAGUGGAUUCCAUACGGUGGAUCCGUCCAGAUUGUCUAGCUGUAGGAUGUUUCCAAUUAGAUGAUGAUGGUGCGGAGGAAAAUUACAUAGUCCAAGUCAUCACAAGCCGGGAUGGAAGGCUUACUGAUGAAGCUUCAAAGCCAACUGUUUUGUCUUUCAGUAAUAUCUUCAUGGAUUUCUGUUCUGAUGCAGUGCCCACAAGAAAUGGGUCACAUCUGCUUCUGAGUUAUCUUGAUCAUUGUGGUCUGGCAUUUAUAGCUAAUAGGAAUCUGUCCCGGACUGUUGGGCUGUUCUGUUGGUUGCCGGACAAAGGGAAGAAUAAAGCUGCAGUGGUUGAGAUUCUUAAUGAUGCUUGGAAUCUAUAUAUUGAUUCUCAAGAGGAUGGUGAAGAAAAUGUGAUCUUGGGACUCUCUGUGGACAAGGUCUCCCAGAAUGAGGAAGUCAAAUUCAUGCUGGGAGAUGAGGAAACAGAAGUCUCACCUUGUUGUGUAAUCAUAUAUCUAACUAUCGACGGGAAGAUUUCGGUUUUUCACUUUGCUAGUGCUGCAGGUGCUUUGACAUCACCUGAAAGUUGUGCUUCUGAUGAGGAAAACGAAGCUUCUCAGAUAUUUGCAAAGCAAGAGUUGCCUCUGCAUUCUUCUACCGGGGGUGAGGAAAGUAAAAACCCAACCCUUUUGACCUCUGGUUCUCAUAAGUUCAGCGAAUUUGGAAUGGAGAAGAUAGGUGCUAAGGUCACUGUCACAAGUGAUUUAUCGCCUUCUAUUAAUGGGGACAUCAAAUCACGAGAGCAUCCGUCUACUGAAAACAUGGGACAAAAAACUCUUGUGUACUCGCAGACUCCAAAAUUGGCUGAGCCAGUAAAGGCCUUUCCGUUAAUAUUGAACCAGGAUAGUAAAGUGGAGAAUCAAUCGACUAGUGAAGUCAAACACAAUACAAGUUCAUUUUCAGGGGAAGUAACUGGUGAUUUAUCUUGUCAAUCAAUAACUAAAGAUUCACAGUCAAGUGGCAAUGUGGAUCCGUCACAGAAAGCUCCAACGCCACAUUCACUAAGUUCGUGGUCUUUAACCCGGUCAACUGCUUCAAAAACUGCUGAUGGAAGGUUUUCUUUGUUCCCUUCUGAUGUUGGCAAUCCAGAUAAACAUGCAUUGCAAUCUGCUGGGAGUGUACUGCGGCAUCCUACAGAUAUAAAUGAGAUAUCCAAACCUACUGUCUCUUAUCCCUCUUUUGGACAGACAGCGUCUAUUGCUCAGGGUCAUAGAAUUGUACUGUCAGCAAAUCCUGUUUCAGAGGCGUCUCCAGGGGAAGGUGCUGUUUCAGGAAAACAUUCCCAGCCCGAAUUCAGGAAGGAAGUGAAUUCGUCUUCCUCGAGAACAGGGCUUCAAUACUCUAUACAGAAUGCUUCAAAACAGUCUGGAAAUGUUGAAGAAAUGGCUAAAAAACUAGAUAUUCUUCUUGAAGGAAUUGAAGGGAAAGGUGGUUUCUUGGAUGCAUCCAUAACUUCUCAAACAAAGUCUGUUACGGAGUUGGAGGACAAUAUAUGGACACUUUCCAGCAAAUGUAGAAAAUGGAGGGGAUAUAUGAAUGAACAACUGAAGGAACUAAAGCUUCUGCUUGAGAAAACUGUACAAGUUUCCGUGAGGAAAGUAUAUAUGGAAGGGGUCUUCAAGCAAGCAACAGAUAGCAGAUACUUGGAACUUUGGAAUCAUCAAAAAUUGAGUUCUGAACUAGAAUUGAAACAAAGACGAAUAUCAGAUUUAAACCAGGAGUUGACCAACAAGUUGAUUGAACUGGAGAGGCAUUUCAACUCCUUGGAGUUAAAUAAAUUCGGUAAUGACGGAAUGCAAAGAAAUCGGAGAGGCCUGCAGAAUUGGCAUGGCCAUUCAAGGCAAACUCAGUCUUUGAACACUCUACAUAACACGAUGCAAGCGCAAUUAGCAGCUGCUGAGCAACUUUCUGAAUGUCUUUCAAACCAAAUGGCUGCUUUGAGUAUUGAAUCCUUUGAAAAACAGGAUGUGAAAAAGAAGCUCUUUGAAUCAAUUGGCCUCUCUUACAUUGGGGACUCUGAAAGAUCUCCAGCUAGGGAUAGGAUCUCCUGUACUCCUCUUAACAAAGAGCAGUUACUCACUUCAAGAUCUGUUACUUACAAAGAUCACACGGGAAGAAACCAAUCUACAUUUGUAAAGACUCCUGAAACUGCAAGGCGGCGUCGAGAUUCUCUGGAUCGAAGCUGGGCAAGCUUUGAACCUCGAAAAACAACUGUGAAAAGGGUGCUGAAAGAAUAUGGUCAGAGCAACACAAACCUGCCGUUGUUAAAUAUUGAUAAACAAAGUCUCAGUCCACAGCUGCCAAGGAAGUCAGAAGUUGCUCAUUCAGCAAACUCAAGUAUGUACCGAGCAGCUUUGAACAGUUACAAAAACAAAGGCGUUGCUGAAAUACCAGAACAGCAUACGGUGGGCCAAUGUAAACCUGUUCUCCAGAGGACAACUGAUUCGCCAGAUAAUGGAAACCAAAAUAUAUCAACUAGAAACUCUCUUUCAUUGCCACCACCAUCCAUGUUGGAGACAAGGACAGCAGAAAAUAGUGGACAAGUAGCCUUUCAACUAAUUGGUGAAAAAUCAAGGGGUGGCCUACCUUUGACAGGAAAUAAAGAUACUUUUGCUGCAAGCGAGUUUAAUUUUUCCAGCAAAGAUUCUGAUACAAGAUUCCAGGCAUUACCAUCCACUUCCACACUGCUAACCGAGCAAUCUCUGACAUCAUCCUCUGUUUCCCCCGAUGCAUUGGAGCACUUUAAACAUGGGUUCACCACGGUAUCAAAAGGGGAACAGAAGAAGAAUGCUUGGACAGGGUCGAACACUCCAUUAUUUGACUCUAAAAUCCCUGUCCGUCCGGCAUCUGCAUUUAGUUCUGGCACAAAUUUAAUUGAGAAAGUUCCUCCAUUCACUACGAGUUCAGAAAAACCAAGCCAGCCCAAUGAUAGUUUGACAGAUUCUGUUCCAUCACAGUCACUCCUUGGUUCUUCAUUAUUUUCAAGUAACAGUGUACCAUCAUUGGCGUCCUCUGUAUCAAAACCAAGUUCGUCAACAUCAACUUCUGUUGCAAAACAGGAGGCAGAUUUACAGCCUCAGAUGUCAGUUUCUUCAACCCUGAAUUUUCAGAGUAAUCUUUUAUCUAGUUCCCCCUCAUCAAGCAUAACCAAGUCAGACACUCAGACAUCGUUGUUUCAACCUCCUGUUCCCGUGCUUGGCUCAAAUACCGAGAACCUUCCUUCAACAAAGACGCCGGUCAAUAAUACAUUGCUGAGAAAUGAUCACGAUGUGAAAAUUCAGGCUUCACCAUUGCAAUCUGGGUUCUCAGUUUUUACAUCUGGUUCUGAACUUACACCUUUUACAUCAUCUGGGUUGACUGAAUUGCCGAGCAAUUCUAAACUCGGAAGUCAAAUUGAUUCAGGUGUCUUGUCAAAGAGUUCAGCUGUUACAUCACUUAUCAAUGCUGAACCGCCUACUGCAGCUGAAGUUCGUUCACCAGCCUCACCAUCAAGUGAAGGGAUUAUUGGUAGUGCGAAAACAGUAGGUUUGAUUUCUUCUGAAGAGGAGGAAAUGGAGGAGGAAGCUCCCGACACAGAUCAGACUACUGAACUAUCGCUAGGGAACCUUGGUGGAUUCGGGAUUGGCUCAAUGCCAAAUUCAACCACCCCCAAAUCUAAUCCAUUCGGUGUAUCAACCCUCAACAAAGAUGCAACACAUUUUGCUUCAUCGCUCAAUACGUCUGCUCCUAUUGGCGAGCUUUUCAAACCUGCAUCUUUCCAAUUCCAACAACCUCUGCCUCUGAUGUCUUCCCAGCCAACGGCGGUGAACUUUUCUGGUGGGUUUAGUUCUGGGAAUUCCGGUCAAGUGUCUGCUGUUUCUGGGUUCGGACAACCCGCAAAUAUGGGAGCAGGUCAACAGGCACUGGGCUCAGUACUUGGUAGUUUUGGACAGUCUAGGCAGCUGGGGCCCAGUUUACCAGGAAGCAAUGUGGCCCCUGCUAGUGGCUUCGGGGGGAUUCCUACCGGUGGUUUUGGAGGAUUUGGUUCUGCUUCUACAGCCGGUGGUUUUGCGAGUUUGGCGACAGGUGGUGGAGGAUUUGCCGCUGCUGCCACUGCAGCUGGUGGAUUUGCCGCUGCUGCCACUGCUGCUGGUGGAUUUGCCGCUGCUGCCACUGCCGCUGGUGGCUUUGGUGCUGCUGCUUCAAAUCCUGGUGGCGGAUUCGGAGCUUUUGGGAACCAACAGGGCGGUGGCGCGUUUGCGGCCUUUGGUGGCGGCUCAGGAGCUGGAAGGCCUCCCUCGGAUUUGUUCACGCAGAUGAGGAAAUAG